AUGAGCGACAGAAAUGACAAAGGGUCUGCGGGUUCGGCCUUGCGCCUCCGGGUCAACCAGUAUAAUCCCCUCAGACGACGUAAAGUCAGCGUGCCCGAGCUAGAACCCAUGACAACCGUCCAAGAAAUCGCAAUGGACUCUCCUACCAUACCUGGACGGCCACCUUUACAUGAGCGUUCUUCGAGUGCCCCAGAAGACGCAAGAGAUGAGAGACAGCGAGUGCCAAUGCGCAGCCAAGAUACAUCCCUACCUGUUGACAUUACCAAAGUUGUUAAUGGAACCCUUCCUCAGCCUGCAUUACAAACUCCCUUGUCUCAGUCGCUCCCGCAUCGGCUGGCGCCUCUACUUAUUCCCAAAGCCGAGCUUCCGGCUCCCCUCUUGCAGUCCAAAGUCUCCAGCAAUAAUCUUAGGUCAGAUAGCACACCUCCGUCGUCUUCUCGAAGUGCUCGUUUGGAUUACUCUCCCCUUGGCCGACCGCGAAUUACGCCGAGCAUUUCUACGCCGGACUUGUCGCAGCCGAAAUCGGCCUCGAGUGAUUGCUCAUCGGCUACUACGCUUCCUACUCCGAUUUCCGCUCCAAUUAUGGAGUCUCACCGUGCCUCUCCGAAGCCUUGGGACGGAUCUAGCAUUUUCUCAAGCCAAAGUGACCGGAGCGUGUCUGGUCAGGAUGGACCGAAAAAAUCUCACAUCCACCAACAUCGUCGCGGAGCUUCAGAAUCCUCGACGACAGGUAUGAUGGACCGCGGUAGACCCAGAAAGCGGACUGAAGUUCGUAAUACCAAUGGGUCAUCGCUCAAAUCCAAUGAUUCGAAGAAAACAUUGAGUUGCGAAAGAAGAGCGUUCGAGGAGCUGCCUAAAGGCUGGAAGCCUUCAGAUGCGGCCCACAAGCUCAGCUUCAAUGAUGUUGUAGCUCUCCAGAAGCAGGCCUUGGACCAGGCUGAAAGAUUUGAAGUUCUCCGGGUUGAAGACGUUGAUGCCCUCUCAAAGGAACUUCGCAGCCUCGAUGAAAGGACCGAUUAUCUACGCCGAACAUACACGUCACUACGUGCCGGACGUCGCAAUCUUCAUUCACGUAUCUGCCAGUACCUGCGCUCUCCUCGGGUUGCCAAGUUCAGCCACGAAUCUAUGCUCAAACAAGAGGAGGCACUGGCCGAAUUGGAUGCCUCAAUUGACGACUGGGUCGCGAAGUUGGAACGGGCAGAGAAUCGCCGCACACGAGUUCGCCAAAAGCUAUUGGAGCAUGUUGCAGCUGCCGCCCUGCUUCCCGUUGCAAAAUCAACCCCGGGCUUGUCAGAAUCAGUCCAGAGCGUGAAAUCUCCUGGUGGUCCACGCGAGCUCUCUACACCACCCCGCAGCCCAUCAAAGACAAGUUUUGCCAGCCGAACAGACAGUGCUUCGCCCUCCCCGCAAAGGGUUGUUGCUCAAGUCCCGAGCACAAUAAUUGAGCAACCUGUCGUUGAAGAUGCAGCCAAGAAUGUCUGCGACAUCAGCCGCGCCGGAAGCACAGUUACAUUGAAGCGGUCUGAUGUUCAGAGUAUUCGCAUAUACGCUGGAGAUGACGUCUACGCACUUCUCGCCGACGUGGAGAACCAAAUCUCCAAGAUGGGCGUGGCAACGCCCGAGUCUACCGCUUCCCUGGAUAUUCAGAGCCAGAGGCAACGAAGCCGCGAGCAGCUGAUCGGCCGUGUUGACUAUCCUAGUCCUCCCCAUCCCGCCGGAGUUGCAUCUGCUACGGCCGCAAUUCUCGCUCCAAACGCCGCCGAUAUUAAUAACAGGGAUGGCAAGAAUGCCACUCCCAGUCCGAUCUCAUCCCAAGCCAAAGAUGGUGCUACGGAAGGGGAGAUCCUCCUUACCGCUGCUGUUUUCAAGCCUGAAUCCGCCGCGAAGCAUUAA
Metarhizium brunneum ARSEF 3297 is the source of this 1893-nucleotide messenger RNA. RefSeq lists its product as uncharacterized. NCBI's taxonomy places the organism in Eukaryota, Fungi, Ascomycota, Sordariomycetes, Hypocreales, Clavicipitaceae. The record is from RefSeq and is a predicted model, not a curated record.